Molecule: messenger RNA, 3482 nt
Organism: Rhinichthys klamathensis goyatoka
Lineage: Eukaryota; Metazoa; Chordata; Actinopteri; Cypriniformes; Leuciscidae
Gene: arhgef15b
Product: Rho guanine nucleotide exchange factor 15b
Exons: 16
Coding region: 471-3266 (931 amino acids)
Biological process (GO): activation of GTPase activity
Molecular function (GO): protein binding; guanyl-nucleotide exchange factor activity
Source: RefSeq, a predicted model, not a curated record
GAAAGAAUUGGGAUGGGAGGAGGGGUAUGCACUAAUCACACUGUCCCUGUCCGGCUGUUCCUACACACAUGCUCACGAGCAGGAAAACAAAGAGCCGGAGAUGCGCGUGGAUUUACCGGAGAGGACAACAAAAGAGGAAAGACGAAAGUAACGUCUGAUCAAAUCCGCACGGAUAUGAAGUUCGCUCAGGAAUGUGGCGAUCUGUUGCUGUCAUUUUAAAGAAAUGUAUUAACAUGGAUGUCUGUGAAACUAUUAUGUGUUCAUGUGCACUGUGAGAGUUACCCCACGCGACUCAAAUGUUUUUGUUUUUAUGAGGAAAUUUACUCUGGACACAUUUCAUCAAUUCGCUUUUCAUAAUGGAUUAAGAAAGUGAGACACAUUUGGUUGAAGAUUGAAGGCACUGGGUGACCCUGCUUCCUGGCCUCAUAUUGGCCAGGUUGCUUUGGUUUAAAACAUCAAAACCAGUUAAGAUGUCUACUCAAGAGUCUCCACAUCUGCCUACGAAACCUGAGGUAAAACAAAGACCCCCUGUUCCCACCAAGCCCACCAAUAAUACCCCAGACACCUCAUCCGUGGAAGGAGCAGCCUUACAGAGCUCUGGGAAUGUCAAAAAUAUAGUCAACAAAUUCAGCCAGCCAGAGUCUAAGAUUCCAGCUGGAGAUACAGCGAAGAGCACCAGCAUAGAACGGAGACUACAAAGACCUCCUGCAAUUAAGCCCAGGCGCAAAACGAGAAGUUCGUCCCUCUCCAGCGCUGACAGGGCACCUCCUCUGCCUCCAAAGAGAAGGCAAAACAGUGGACAGAAAGACGAGGUGGACAGCCAAGAGAGACAAGAAGGAACAUCGAGUGCUGUCAAUGGAGGCCGAUCAGCUCCCGAUGGAAAAGAAGGCGGCAAACUGCGAGCAGAUCAGGAUUCUAGCCCUGUUCCAGAGCAUCAGUGUGAGAAGAACUGCGGCUGUGCGUGUCACCUGCAGAGGCCUGGCAUGAAGCUUGUGUGGGUGCCAAUAAGUGAGGAAGAUGAGGAUGAGGGUGAGGAUGAAGAGAUCGAAUUCAGUGACACGGAGGAUCCGAAUGAAAGAGCAGGAGAGGACGAGAACGAAGAAAUAAGGUCAAAUAAGGAAGCAGAGUCUUUAAGUGAGCCAUUACCUAAAGGUGAGAACAAGAACGAGGAACCGCAAAUUAAAAAAGACAAGUUUCUGGAGGCUCGUAACCUAAUAGAGCAGCAGCUGAGGAGGAAAUCAGACCCUGGACCUCCGACAUUGAUCGCCUCUGUUGUCACAUUUCCCCAGACUCCUCCAAACGUCUCCAAAGCCCAGUCUUUGGCGGUGCCGGAGGAGUCCAUUUAUGACAUUAGCCUGGAGGUGGUCACUCCACCUAGACCUCAAAAGGGGCCGGACACUGUAACAAGCAAGGACACCCCUCCAGCCGUUCCUCCCAGAAUGCCUUUAGAAAACAGGUGUCCGCCUCGCAUUAUUCAGCCUCUGCAGCCCUUCAACAAAUGCAGCCCACCUGGCAGUCCUCGACUACAAAGAACUCCGCCACCACCACCAGCCAAGACCUAUGAGAACGGAAGACGCCUCAGCAGUUAUUCUCUCAAGUCUAUAGAUGAAAAUGACAGUGAAGGGGCUGAUGGGGAAAAAUGUGGAUCCAAUGAGAACUCCAGGCCUCCACGAGUCAUCCCACGUCGCAAACAGUCUCUUGACUUGGAAGAUGGGAUGUCUGAGGAGCUGUAUCAGUUUUACACAGAAACAUUUAUACACAAGGAGAUCAGGAGGACAGUGUGUCGCAACAUCAGUAAGACCAGCUUAGACUUCCGGAUGGACACACAGCUCACAGCCAGCCCAGAAAAAGGAGAGAAAGGUUCCAAAUCCACUAACAUUCCAAUUCUAAAGCAGAGCAAUUUAUGGCGAGACCUGCCAGCGGUACGAGACAGUGGUGUCCUGCAAACCCUAAGCCCAGAGGAGUGCAAGUAUCAAGAGAGCAUGUUUGAGGUGAUUACAUCAGAAAUGUCAUAUUUGCGCUCUCUGCGUGUGUUAACGGAGCAUUUUAUGGAGUCAAGUGACUUGAAUGAAACUCUCAUUAUCAUGGACAAAAAAACCCUCUUCUCAAACAUCCUGCGCAUCCAAGAGGUCAGCGAGAGGUUUCUGAAGGACCUGGAGGAACGUCUAGAUGAGAGCAUUAACAUUUCUGACAUCUGUGAUAUCAUCCACUAUCAUUCCCAACAUCAUUUCCCUGCAUAUAUUGACUAUGUUCGAAAUCAGAUUUAUCAGGAAAAGACCUACAGUAAUCUAAUGCAAACUAACACUCAGUUUGCGAGCGUUAUCACACGACUGCAGGAGUCGCCCAAGUGUCAACGACUGCCCUUCAUGUCCUUCCUGUUGCUGCCCUUCCAGCGAAUCACACGCAUUAAAAUGCUCAUCGAGAACAUCCUGAAGAGAACGGCUGUUGGGGCGGAUAAGGAACAAACUGCAUCAAAAGCUCAUGACUCUGUGUCUAAGAUCAUUGAAGAAUGUAAUACUCAAGUUGGAAAAAUGAAGCAGAUGGAGGAACUGAUUCAGAUUAAUGGUAUUCUGGAGUUUGACAAAUUAAAGGCAGUGCCAAUUAUAUCUCAAACACGUUACUUGGAGAAACGAGGAGAGGUGCAGGAAAUAAACAGAGGAGGAACUUUCUUGAACCUCCGCACAAAAUUCAGCCUGGUCUACCUCUUUCUCUUCAACGAUCUGCUUGUCAUUGCAAGCAAGAAAAGUUCUGAGCGGUAUGUAGUGCUUGAUCAUGCGCAUCGCUCCCUGGUCCAAGUGAAGCCUUUUGGGGAGGACACAGCUGUCCCCAGCCUGGAGCACUGCUUCUGUCUGACCCUGCUGGAGAAUCACCAGGGACGCCUGAUGGAGAGAGUUAUGAAAGCUCCCACACAAUCUGACCUGCACAGGUGGUUGGCAGCAUUCCCGAAUCCCGAUGGCACCAGCAAUGAUCAAGAAGAAGUCAUAUAUGAAGACUGGGAUUGCCCUCAGGUGCAGUGUUUGCAGCAGUAUGUGGCAAACCAAUCUGAUGAAUUAAAUCUGGAGCCCACAGAGGUCAUCAACGUUGUGCGCAAAACCAACGAAGGAUGGUAUGAGGGGAUCCGUUUAUCCGAUGGACAGAAAGGCUGGUUUCCUGUAGCAAACGUACUGGAAAUCACCAAUGAGCAUGUUCGACGCCGCAACCUCCGAGAACGCUACCGUGUUAUCCAGGCUGCUGGCGUUGUUGCCAAGACUCGGACUAUUCCAUAGCCUAAGAGAACUGCAGAUUGUAAAUAGUCUUUUAAACUAUAGACUUUUGACUCUGUGCUCAAGUGUUUUGAUCUCCCUCAAACAACCUUUUUAUGAUCAGAAAUAUUCUAUUGGAAUUUUAAACAAAGAACAUGUCAAAAUCAGUGCUGUAUGGCUUGACUUUGUACAACACAAAAGCCACUUUGGCACUUGUUUAACUAAAUCUCAUUUACAGUA